AUGAUUAAACCUGAUAGAUCACCAUUUUGUCCUCAUUCUGGAAAUAUUAGGUCAGCAUCUGGUACAAUUUAUAUCGGUGAACGUCUUUUUAAUGAAAAAACUUACAAAUCAAAAGUUGUUAUGUAUCCAUCAAAAAAAAAAGAAAAUAUCAUGACAAAGGCUGGUCAAUACAUAUUUUUACGUUGUCCUGGAAUAUCUUUAUUUGAAUGGCACCGUUUGUUUUAUUUAACUUCUGCACUGGAAGAUUAUAUAUCUGUAUAUACUUUGGUUAAUAGUGCUUAUAAAUGGAUAUUUCAACAAGUAAAUUCAGAGUUAAAAAAAGUUUCGCUUGGAGAAGAUUUAUUUAAAUUUGAAGGUUCUAUGCUGAAAUGA
Messenger RNA from Entrophospora candida, 372 nucleotides. The record is from the annotation of a GenBank genome assembly. Lineage: Eukaryota; Fungi; Glomeromycota; Glomeromycetes; Entrophosporales; Entrophosporaceae.